AUGACCCUCUCCGGCGGCGGCAGCGCCAGCGACAUGUCCGGCCAGACGGUGCUGACGGCCGAGGACGUGGACAUCGAUGUGGUGGGCGAGGGCGACGACGGGCUGGAGGAGAAGGACAGCGACGCGGGCUGCGAUAGCCCCAUGGGGCCGCCGGAGCUGCGCCUGGACGAGGCGGACGAGGUGACGCCGGCGGCACCCCACCAUGGGCAGCCUCAGCCGCCGCACCAACAGCCCCUGGCAUUGCCCAAAGAGGCGACUGGAGCCGGCGCUGGGCCAGGGGGCGAGGCGGGCGCUUCCGAAGCUGACGGCUGCAAGGGCGGCGUCGGCGGCGAGGAGGGCGGCGGGAGCGGCGGCGGGCCCGGCUCGGGCAGCGGUGCAGCGGGAGGCCUGGCCCCCAGUAAGCCCAAGAACAGCCUGGUGAAGCCGCCCUACUCGUACAUCGCGCUCAUCACUAUGGCUAUCCUGCAGAGCCCGCAGAAGAAGCUGACCCUGAGCGGCAUCUGCGAGUUCAUUAGCAACCGCUUCCCCUACUACCGGGAGAAGUUCCCCGCCUGGCAGAACAGUAUCCGCCACAACCUCUCGCUCAACGACUGCUUUGUCAAGAUCCCCCGCGAGCCGGGCAACCCGGGCAAGGGCAACUACUGGACCCUCGACCCGCAGUCCGAGGACAUGUUCGACAACGGCAGCUUCCUGCGGCGCCGGAAACGCUUCAAGCGCCACCAGCAGGAGCACCUGCGCGAGCAGACGGCGCUCAUGAUGCAGAGCUUCGGUGCUUACAGCCUGGCCGCGGCGGCUGGCGCCGCGGGGCCCUACGGCCGCCCCUACGGCCUGCACCCCGCGGGGGGCACCGGGGGCGGUGGGGGCGGCAGCGCGGCGCAGUCCUUUCUACGGCCGCCCGGGACCGUGCAGUCCGCGGCGCUCAUGGCCACGCACCAGCCGCUGUCGCUGAGCCGGACGACGGCCACCAUCGCGCCCAUCCUGAGCGUGCCGCUCUCUGGACAGUUCCUGCAGCCCGCAGCCUCGGCCGCCGCUGCUGCCGCAGCUGCAGCGCAAGCAAAGUGGCCCGCUCAAUAG
This is a messenger RNA of Leptonychotes weddellii (Weddell seal), 1074 nucleotides long. NCBI's taxonomy places the organism in Eukaryota, Metazoa, Chordata, Mammalia, Carnivora, Phocidae. The record is from RefSeq and is a predicted model, not a curated record.